This is a messenger RNA of Quercus robur (English oak), 1301 nucleotides long. RefSeq names its product GLABRA2 expression modulator. The transcript is spliced from 4 exons. Bases 202 to 1116 code for a protein of 304 amino acids. The record is from RefSeq and is a predicted model, not a curated record. NCBI's taxonomy places the organism in Eukaryota, Viridiplantae, Streptophyta, Magnoliopsida, Fagales, Fagaceae.
GAAGCAAGUUGUUCUUGGCGCUAAAAAAAAGUCAAUACCCUUUCUAUAAGGCCAUUACCGUCCUUACCGCUAAACCCGUCCUCCAGUCCAUGUCUCCACAAACAUUCGAACGCUAAAAAUAAGAAUCCAAUUUAUUUUCAAAAAAAAAAAAAAAAAACCCCAAACUCACGCGCACCGGAUCAUUCAAAUCGAAAAAAACGCAUGGAACAGCCAAAGCCAGAGACGGAGCAGGCCACGGGAAACGACCCGAGUCCGAAACCCGAAUCGAAGGGUUCGGAUCACGCCCCGAAUGGAGACGGUAAGUGGACGAGUUUCGUGUUAGGAUCGGAGUCUCAAACGCAGAGUCAGGAUCAGGUUCAAAGUCCGAGGGAGGGAUCACCGACCAAAACGGCGUCGUCUGGGUCGAGGAAAUCGGUGCAUUGGAGCCCCGAACUGGUGAGGGAAUCGUCUACGAUUUCAUCACCGCACGGAUCCAACAACAACAACUACAACAACUCUUAUUACGUUUCUUCUUCCCCUACUGACCAAUCUUCGUCUUCAUUCAACGUCAAAGAUACGAUGGAUAGUGUACGGAAUGUUCUAGGGAGAUGGGGAAAGAAGGUUGGAGAAGCUACUAAAAAAGCUGAAAAUCUCGCCGGAAACACCUGGCAGCACUUGAAAACGGGCCCUAGUUUUGCUGAAGCUGCGAUGGGAAGAAUUUCACAGGGAACAAAGGUCCUAGUAGAAGGUGGUUAUGAGAAAAUUUUCCGACAAACUUUCGAGACUGUCCCUGAAGAGCAACUUCAGAAUUCAUUUGCAUGUUACCUAUCCACAUCAGCUGGUCCAGUCAUGGGAGUUUUAUAUGUAUCUACAGCAAAGCUUGCCUUUUGUAGCGAUGAUCCUCUUUCAUAUAAAAUCAAUGACCAAACUGAAUGGAGCUAUUAUAAGGUAGUUAUCCCAUUACAUCAGCUUAAAGCUGUUAAUCCUUCAUCAAGCAGAGCCAACUCUUCUGAGAAAUACAUUCAGGUUAUCUCUGUUGAUAACCAUGAAUUUUGGUUUAUGGGCUUCUUAAACUACGAUGGUGCUGUGAAAAUCCUGCAGGAAGCUUUUGAAGUCAGAAACAUACAAUUUGCGUGACACCUGUUUUUCUGGCUCAUAGUUUCACUAUAUUGUAAGAUGUGCUUCAUGUAACUUAGAAUUAAAUAGAUUAGAUCAUUUUAGCUGUCUUGCAGCACCUGUUAAUUGCACAUUAAUUGUGGAGAAUUCUUUGAUAUUCCUGUGGAAAUGAAAACAAAGUUCUUUAUAGAGUUUAUAUUUUGAUA